Messenger RNA from Pelodiscus sinensis (Chinese soft-shelled turtle), 3999 nucleotides. RefSeq names its product eukaryotic translation initiation factor 2B subunit epsilon (gene EIF2B5). Gene Ontology annotation, molecular function: translation initiation factor activity; translation initiation factor binding; guanyl-nucleotide exchange factor activity. Gene Ontology annotation, biological process: biosynthetic process. Gene Ontology annotation, cellular component: eukaryotic translation initiation factor 2B complex. Lineage: Eukaryota; Metazoa; Chordata; Testudines; Trionychidae. The record is from RefSeq and is a predicted model, not a curated record.
GAGGGGCCGCGUGCGUGAGCCAGGAGGCCGAUCAUGGCGGCCCGGGGCUCUGGGAGGCGGGGAGCCGGGUCGGGGGGAGCCCGGGGGCCGGACCCGCAGGAGGAGCCGCCACCCCCGCUGCAGGCCGUGCUGGGGGCGGACAGCUUCAACCGCCGCUUCUUCCCCAUCUCCAAGGACCGGCCCCGGGUUCUCCUUCCUCUCGCAAAUGUGGCCAUGAUAGACUACACUUUGGAGUUCCUAACUGCAACUGGAGUAGAAGAAACCUUUGUCUUCUGCUGCUGGAAGUCGGUGGAGAUAAAGGAGCAUUUACUUAAGUCCAAAUGGUGCCGCCGUACCUCUCCCAAUAAGGUGCGCAUUAUGACCUCAGACCUGUACCGUUCGCUUGGCGAUGUGCUAAGGGACGUCGAUGCCAAGUCCCUUGUCCGUUCUGACUUCCUCCUCGUCUCUGGAGAUGUGGUGUCCAAUAUCAACGUUUCUGCAGCUCUGGAGGAGCACAGGAAGCGCCGUAAGCUGGAGAAGAACGUGUCUGUGAUGACGAUGAUUUUCAAGGCGUCCUCACCAGGUCACCAUGCUAGGUGUCAGGAGGAUGACAUCAUCCUUGCUAUGGACAGCACCACGAACCGUGUCUUGCACUACCAAAGAACUCAGGGGCUGAAGCGCUUUCGUUUUCCCAUGAGCUUGUUCCAGAGCAAUAUAGAGACGGUUGAGGUGCGCCACGACUUGCUGGACUGCCAUAUCAGCAUCUGCGCCCCGCAGGUGGCCGAGCUGUUCACAGAUAACUUUGAUUAUCAGACUCGGGAUGACUUUGUACGUGGCCUGCUGGUGAAUGAAGAGGUCCUGGGGAACCAGAUCCAUAUGCAUGUGACAACAGAGGAGUAUGGUGCCCGCGUGUCUAACCUGCUGAUGUACGAGGCCGUGUGCUCUGACAUCAUCCGGCGCUGGGUUUAUCCGCUGACCCCAGAGAUGAACUUCACCGAUGAUGCAACACAGAGCUAUACCCAUUCCAAACACAACAUCUACCGCGGGGCAGAGGUGAGCCUGGGCCAAGGCAGCGUGCUGGACGAGAAUGUCCUCAUUGGGCAGGGGACGGUCAUUGGCAGCAACUGCUCCAUUACCAACAGCGUCAUCGGUCAGAACUGCAAAAUAGGGGAUGAUGUUAUCCUGGAUGGAGCAUUCCUCUGGAACGGAGUCCAUGUAGCAGACCGUGUGAAGAUCCAGCAGUCGAUUGUCUGCGAUGAGGCUGAAGUGAAGGAGGGGGCCAUAUUAAAUCCUCACUGUGUUCUGACUUCCCAGGUGGUGGUGGGUCCUGACAUCGUGCUCCUGGAAGGCACCGUGAUCUCACUGCACUCACCAGAUGAGGAAGAGGAGGACGACGAUGAGUUCAGUGACGAUUCUGGAGUGAACAAGGAGGAGAGCAAAGUGAAGCUGAAAGGUUAUAACAAAGCCGAAGUGGGGUCAGAGGGUAGAGGUUACCUCUGGAAAGCAGCUGAUGGGAGUGAAGCCGAUGAGGAAGAGCAGAGACAGAGCCUUUGGGGCCCCACACUGAAUCCAGAACAAGAGAGUGAGUCGGAGAGUGACCUGAGUCAGGACUCAGAGCAGCCAGACAGUCGGGCUGCUUCUCCUCAGCUGGAUGACGUCAAAGUUUUCCAGAAUGAGGUUCUGGGCACCUUGCAGAGAGGUGAAGAGGAGAACAUUUCCUGUGAUAAUCUGGUCUUGGAGAUCAACUCUCUCAAGUAUGCCUACAACAUUGGCCUGAAGGAGGUGAUGCAAGUGCUCAGUAAGGUGGUCUUGGAGUUCCCAUUGCAGCAGCUGGACAAGGGGUUAGACUCCCAGCACUACUGUGUAAUGCUGAUUCCUUUGUUAAAGAACUGGUCUCCAGUGUUUAAGAACUACAUCAAGCGGGCAUCAGAUCACUUGGAUGCCUUAUCUGCCAUUGAGGAGUUCUUCCUGGAACAUGAUGGCCUCCGCACAUCCAUUGCCAAAGUACUGAUGACCUUUUACCAGCUGGAAAUCCUGGCAGAAGAGAUGAUUCUCUGCUGGUUUUCUCAGCGAGACACAUCGGAGAAAGGCAGGCAGCUUCGUAAAAACCAGCAGCUUCAAAAGUUUAUCCAGUGGCUGGAGGAGGCAGAAGAAGAGUCAUCUGAGGGCGACCAAGACUGACCAGGCAGCUUGCCAUGAGAAGAGGCAAUCCUGCUGCCCUUAGACAGGAGAAGGAGGGAUCUCUUACUGGCAAAGUGAGCAGAGAAAGAGCAGUGCCAGUGCAUGGCGCACAGCUGUGGGACCUGAAAUCGAAGUGACUGACAAUCCCAUCGUUCAUUGUUGUGUAUUCCCAGCCCCAUGACCCCCAUGGCAUCUUGUGUGGGAUAGUCACAGCACAGCAUGAGAACCACAAGAGAAAAGCAGGAGACAGUAAUGUCCAAGAUCCCUCUGUGGCCUGUUUGUGAUGUAUUAUAAGCUACUCAUUGGGAGCCACUCACUCUUAAUGUAGAGAGGACAGGCAAAUUCAUACCAAUUUCAUGUAAAUGUAACCCUGGGGGUUUGAACCAUUUCUGGUUUGUGUAAAGUGGUCAUAUGACCUGGUCCUGGUUAUUUGGAGUUACUGAUGUUCCUGGAUCUGUAAAGAGUCUAAUGGACAGUUCAAAGCUAUGAUUCAUUCUCACUCACUUGUGGGGAGCCCCUUCUGAAGCUGACUCUGGCAAGGCUGGUAGACCAACAUAGACUGGGUGAUGUCAGUACAGGGCCGGGCCUCAGAACUCCUCUGGCAUGGGAAUUGCAGUCGUCAGGGGAAGCCCAAGCUAUUGGGCAGCCUGGAAUGAAAAGAGGCGCUCCUGGCUCGUUAAAAUCUUGGCUCUGACACAGAUUUGCACUGUGAUUAUAGCAAAUCCCUGUAGCCUUUCUGUGUCUGUUUCCCUUUCUGUAAAAUGGGGCUAAUACUCGUCUACCUCACAGAGGGCUAGCUAAAAACAGAAACACGCUUCGUGAAUAAAGUACUGUUUAGAUGAUUGUGUCCCCGAUCUAACCUACCUACCUGUCCCUAUGGUUCUUUAGGUGAGUUUUUAUUUUAACUUGUAAAAGGUAACAGAUGCCUGGCACGUUGUAAGACCCCUGGUUUAGGGCUCUGCAUGAAUCUUGCAUCUGCUGUGACACCAGACAUUCUCCUGUCUUGCCUUCUGUGUUAGAAACAGCACCAAGUGCUCUAAGAGAAAUGAGGGGUCUUGAAUGCUGCUGUUCUCUGAAAACCAGAACGUGAGUUUUUUCUUUUAAAAAUAACAUGGCCUUUGGGUCUCCCCACAGACACCUGAGCUCAAAUCAUGGGCUUUAUUUAUGUAUUUAUUUAUUUUUUUCUAAAUGAAUUUUGCUUUUCUCCUUCAAGGGGGAAAAAACUAUUCUGCAAAUCCAGGUUGAGGAUCAGCAACGGCAGGGUAAUGCAUGGGUGUGCAGCAGGAGCGGUUGUGUGUCUUUUCCAUCCAUCCCUCCACUGCACCCUCCUCCAUGCUGAUCAUAGAGCCUCUCAGGGGCAACAUUCUUGUAAAUAUUAUUGUGCCACUUCCCUCCCCUGUUCUCCCCCAAGAAUGGAGCAGAACAGCACCGUGGGGAUCAGCUUACUGUUAAUAGGUAGGUCCUGUGUUAAGCAUGCUGACCAUGCUACUGUCCUUUUAGGGGGAAUGUAGAAUCAAUUCUAGGGUGGAGGUGUAUUGAAGCUGCCCACUCCCAGGGGUUUUGGCCAUUGGACAAUGCCACAUACUCUAAAUGAGGGAACAUUGAUCUGUGGGGGAUGAAGUCAGAAAGUGGAUGAAUGUUGGAAAGGGGGCAAACUUCGGUCAUGAGUGCUGCCAGGACAGUGCAUGAAGACCCUUGGCUUCUGGCAUCAUGGAACUCAGUCUUGUAAAUGUUGGGGAAAAUAAUUGUAAAUGUUGGGGGAAAUAGUUGCUAUCUGAACUUUCUAUAUCUGCCAAUAUUUAAUUCAGGGAGUGAUUAAAAACAUCCUGGUGUAAAGAA